Paramecium sonneborni is the source of this 1171-nucleotide messenger RNA. Lineage: Eukaryota; Ciliophora; Oligohymenophorea; Peniculida; Parameciidae. The record is from the annotation of a GenBank genome assembly.
AUGAAUAAUUUUACAAGAGAUCCACCUAGCAAAAUUUUGCUUCUUGUUAUAACAUAAUUAUCUCCAACCUUUCCACUUAGUAAUGAUCUUCUCUUUGAACAAUUCACUAAAUAUGGUGACAUUAAAAAAAUUCUAAUUUUCGAAAGAGGAAAGGCAAACAAAGCAUUUGUUGAAUAUUAUGAUGUACAACAUGCUAUAGAAGCUAGAAAAGAUAAAUUAGGCAAAUACUUAGCUGAAGGAGAAGGAAAGUAUAUAUAUUUUAAUAAAGUUUAGACUUACAAUUCAUUUCUCUCGCCUCAAAAAUUUAGAUUUAGAAGUAGUUGAUAAAUCUAGAGGAACAGAUUACACUUAAGCAAGCAGUACAAAUUCAGAUUCUAUGAAACACUCCAAUACUGAUGAUCCAAACAUUCUUAGAUAAUAAAUAGAAUCAUUUAAUCGUACUUUCACACAAACUUCUUAAAGAAAUCUCACUCCAUAAAGAAAUGAUGAAAUUAAUAACUUAUUAAAUUCAGAUUCUGAUGAUGAUAUCAAUAUCUGGAAAUAAUAGAAAUAGUAAGGACCAUAAAUCUCAUAAGAUGUUUAAAAUAUGAUCACUCAAAAACCAUCCAAAAUUAUUAAAGUAACAACAAUCGACGAAAGAGUUACUGCAAAAAUGCUUUAUAAUAUUUUUAACAAAUUUGGGAAUGUAGAAGAACUUCUCUAUGAAAAAUAAAUGCAAAGACUUUUUGUUAGAUAUUAAACUUAAGAAUUUGCUCAAAUUGCAAAAGAAUAUUUAAAUAAUAUUUAAUUUUUUGAUCAAUAAGUAAUCAAAAUAUAUUAACUUAAUAUAGUGGCGAAUAUCUUAUCAUCCUUUACAAUAAUUAUAACCAACUACCAUUUCAGAUGAAUAUAUGAUAUAUUACAAUCCUAAUACACCAAAAUUAAUUGUUCCUUUAUCUAAAACUAUUAUUAUUAGUGGAGUAACUGAAGCUAUGGAAAUAUCAGAAAUGAUGAGACUUGUUGCUAAAGUUACAGGUAAUAAUACAUUUUAUAUUUUUUAUUAGAAAUUAAAAUUGUGGCUGUUGAUAGUCUAGAGAUCACAAUGAUUAACAUUUCAGAGACUUUAAAAAUUAUAGCAGUAUUUUCUGACUAUGAAUACAAAAAUCAAAAAUUGAUUAUUUCUAUAAAAUGA